Molecule: messenger RNA, 4397 nt
Organism: Dipodomys spectabilis (banner-tailed kangaroo rat)
Lineage: Eukaryota; Metazoa; Chordata; Mammalia; Rodentia; Heteromyidae
Gene: Atp2b3
Product: ATPase plasma membrane Ca2+ transporting 3
Exons: 21
Coding region: 347-4006 (1219 amino acids)
Biological process (GO): calcium ion transmembrane transport; regulation of cytosolic calcium ion concentration
Cellular component (GO): intracellular membrane-bounded organelle; membrane
Molecular function (GO): ATP hydrolysis activity; P-type calcium transporter activity; ATP binding
Source: RefSeq, a predicted model, not a curated record
AGAGCUGCGGCUGGAGUCGAGCGCGCCGCGUCGCCCGCUGCCGCCCGUGCGGAGCGUGGGGAGCCCUCGGCCACAGCCCUCCCCUGCCGCGGAGGGUCCUGCUCCGCGCCGCUGGCCAGGCCGCCCCGUGCCCGGGCCUUUCCGUCCUUGGAGCGGAUCUUUGCCCGCCGGGUGCCUUCCCGCAGCGACGGCGGCAGCCGGAGCUGAGGCCGCUGUGGUGGCUGUGCCUGUGCCCGGGUACCCAUACUUGGCCACUUCCCUACCAGCACCUCGCCUUGCUCAGCACGGGAUCUAAGGGGCCAGCUGUCCAUAGCUGUGGCUGAGCUGAGGCUGCACCCGUGAGAAGAUGGGCGACAUGGCCAACAGUUCCAUUGAGUUCCACCCCAAGCCUCAGCAGCGGGAGGCCCCGCACGCUGGUGGCUUUGGGUGCACGCUGGCUGAGCUGCGUGCCCUCAUGGAGCUCCGAGGGGCCGAAGCACUGCAGAAGAUUCAGGAAGCCUACGGGGACGUCAGCGGGCUCUGUAGAAGACUGAAGACUUCGCCCACUGAGGGCCUAGCAGACAACGCCAAUGACCUGGAGAAGCGCAGACAGAUCUACGGGCAGAACUUCAUCCCUCCCAAGCAGCCAAAGACCUUCCUGCAGCUGGUAUGGGAGGCCCUGCAGGACGUAACUCUCAUCAUCCUGGAGGUGGCUGCCAUUGUGUCUCUGGGCCUCUCCUUCUAUGCACCACCUGGGGAGGAGAGCGAAGCCUGUGGGAAUGUGUCUGGCGGGGCAGAAGAUGAGGGUGAGGCUGAGGCUGGAUGGAUCGAGGGGGCUGCCAUCCUGCUGUCUGUCAUCUGCGUGGUGCUGGUCACAGCCUUCAACGACUGGAGCAAGGAGAAGCAGUUUCGGGGCCUGCAGAGCCGCAUCGAGCAGGAGCAGAAGUUUACGGUCAUCCGCAACGGGCAGCUCCUCCAGGUCCCUGUGGCUGCACUGGUGGUGGGGGACAUCGCCCAGGUUAAGUAUGGAGACCUGCUGCCUGCGGAUGGAGUGCUCAUCCAGGGCAAUGACCUCAAGAUCGACGAGAGCUCCCUGACUGGCGAGUCGGACCACGUGCGCAAGUCAGCAGACAAAGACCCCAUGCUGCUCUCCGGUACCCAUGUCAUGGAAGGUUCUGGAAGAAUGGUGGUGACAGCUGUUGGUGUGAACUCCCAGACAGGCAUCAUCUUUACAUUGCUUGGAGCUGGUGGAGAAGAGGAAGAGAAGAAGGAUAAGAAAGGCAAGCAGCAGGAUGGGGCGAUGGACAGUAGCCAGACCAGAGCUAAGAAGCAGGAUGGGGCAGUUGCCAUGGAAAUGCAGCCUCUGAAGAGUGCGGAGGGUGGUGAGAUGGAGGAGCGGGAGAAGAAGAAAGCCAAUGUGCCCAAGAAGGAGAAAUCGGUCCUGCAAGGGAAGCUCACGAAACUGGCGGUGCAAAUUGGGAAAGCAGGGCUGGUGAUGUCUGCUAUCACUGUCAUCAUCCUGGUUCUCUACUUUGUGAUCGAGACCUUUGUGGUGGAGGGCCGCGUGUGGUUGGCCGAGUGCACACCAGUCUAUGUACAGUAUUUUGUGAAGUUCUUCAUCAUCGGCGUCACUGUGCUGGUGGUGGCUGUCCCCGAGGGCCUGCCUCUGGCUGUCACCAUCUCUUUGGCUUACUCUGUCAAGAAAAUGAUGAAGGACAACAACCUGGUACGCCAUCUGGAUGCCUGUGAGACCAUGGGCAAUGCCACAGCCAUUUGUUCAGAUAAGACGGGCACCCUCACCACCAACCGGAUGACCGUGGUCCAGUCCUACCUAGGAGACACCCAUUACAAAGAGAUUCCAUCUCCCAGCGCCCUGACCCCCAAGAUCCUUGACCUCCUGGUCCAUGCCAUCUCCAUCAACAGUGCCUACACCACCAAAAUACUACCUCCAGAGAAGGAAGGCGCUCUCCCACGCCAAGUGGGUAAUAAGACGGAGUGCGCUCUGCUGGGCUUCGUCCUAGACCUGAAGCGGGACUUCCAGCCUGUGAGGGAGCAGAUUCCCGAAGAUAAGCUUUACAAAGUGUACACCUUCAACUCGGUCCGCAAAUCCAUGAGCACAGUCAUCUGCAUGCCUGAUGGCGGCUUCCGCCUCUUCAGCAAGGGAGCCUCGGAGAUCCUGCUCAAAAAGUGCACCAACAUCUUGAAUAGCAACGGUGAACUUCGAGGAUUUCGUCCGCGGGACCGGGAUGACAUGGUGAAGAAGAUCAUUGAGCCCAUGGCUUGUGAUGGCCUUCGCACCAUCUGCAUUGCCUACCGAGACUUCCCUUCAAGCCAAGAGCCUGACUGGGAUGAUGAGAACGAGGUGGUGGGCGACCUCACCUGCAUAGCUGUUGUGGGCAUCGAGGACCCCGUGCGGCCUGAGGUCCCUGAAGCAAUUCGCAAGUGUCAGCGUGCUGGCAUCACAGUCCGCAUGGUAACUGGGGACAACAUCAACACAGCCCGAGCCAUUGCGGCCAAGUGUGGCAUCAUCCAGCCAGGAGAGGACUUCCUGUGCUUGGAGGGGAAAGAGUUCAACCGGAGAAUCCGCAACGAGAAAGGCGAGAUAGAACAGGAGCGGCUGGACAAAGUGUGGCCCAAGCUGAGGGUGCUCGCCCGGUCCUCUCCCACUGACAAGCACACUCUGGUCAAAGGGAUCAUCGACAGCACCACCGGUGAGCAGCGGCAGGUGGUGGCCGUGACCGGGGAUGGCACCAAUGAUGGGCCAGCCCUCAAGAAGGCAGACGUGGGCUUUGCCAUGGGCAUCGCAGGAACUGAUGUGGCCAAGGAGGCCUCUGACAUCAUCCUGACAGAUGACAACUUCACCAGCAUUGUCAAGGCAGUCAUGUGGGGCCGAAACGUCUACGACAGCAUCUCCAAAUUCCUGCAGUUCCAGCUGACAGUCAAUGUGGUGGCUGUGAUUGUGGCCUUCACGGGCGCCUGCAUUACUCAGGACUCUCCUCUCAAAGCCGUGCAGAUGUUGUGGGUGAACUUGAUCAUGGACACUUUUGCCUCUCUGGCCCUGGCAACGGAGCCCCCCACUGAGUCACUGCUGCUGCGGAAGCCAUAUGGCCGGGACAAGCCCCUCAUCUCGCGCACCAUGAUGAAGAACAUCCUAGGCCAUGCUGUCUACCAGCUCACCAUCAUCUUCACCCUGCUUUUUGUUGGGGAGCUCUUGUUCGACAUCGACAGUGGGCGGAAUGCACCUCUGCACUCACCGCCAUCAGAGCACUACACCAUCAUCUUCAACACCUUCGUCAUGAUGCAGCUCUUCAAUGAGAUCAACGCCCGCAAGAUCCACGGCGAGAGGAAUGUCUUCGAUGGCAUCUUUAGCAACCCCAUCUUCUGCACCAUUGUUCUGGGCACCUUUGGAAUUCAGAUCGUCAUCGUCCAGUUCGGCGGGAAGCCCUUCAGCUGUUCCCCGUUAUCCACAGAACAGUGGCUCUGGUGCCUGUUUGUUGGCGUUGGGGAGCUUGUCUGGGGACAGGUCAUCGCCACCAUCCCCACCAGCCAGCUGAAGUGCCUGAAGGAAGCAGGGCACGGGCCCGGGAAAGAUGAGAUGACGGAUGAGGAGCUGGCCGAGGGGGAAGAGGAGAUUGACCACGCUGAGCGGGAGCUCCGCAGGGGCCAGAUCCUCUGGUUCCGAGGCCUCAAUCGGAUUCAGACGCAGAUCCGAGUGGUGAAAGCAUUCCGUAGCUCGCUCUAUGAAGGUCUGGAAAAACCGGAAUCUAAGAGCUCCAUCCAUAACUUCAUGGCAACGCCCGAGUUUCUGAUCAAUGACUACACCCACAACAUCCCGCUCAUAGAUGACACGGAUGUGGAUGAGAACGAGGAGCGCCUCCGGGCCCCACCCCCACCACCCCCCAACCAGAACAACAAUGCCAUAGACAGCGGCAUCUACCUGACCACGCAUGUCACCAAGUCAGCUACCUCUUCGGCAUUCUCUUCCAGACCCGGGAGCCCACUCCACAGCAUGGAGACGUCCCUCUAACCAGAACUUCUCUGUACAUGCACACAUGCACACUUGGACUCACGCGCAAUCACACACCCACACGCACGCACACAUGCACACGGCACAGAGGGGGAUCUGCACACCUGCCAAAGAGGGAAACAACAGAGACAACUGAGGGCUUUUCUUGUGCUGUCUUUGCAGGAAGCCAAAUCCAUUCGAUAAAGGUGCGGCCCUCUGGGCUUCUCAUCUAGGACCCAGGAGCAGAAGCAGGGGGAGGAGGAAGAGGAGGAAGAAGAGGAUAAGAGGGAGGAGGGGAAGGUAGAAGAGAGGAAGAAUGGCACUCCCUACCUUUUUUUCUACUGAUGCUUCGUUCUUAACAAAUAAUUCUACCAUAUGUCCACCAUCCAGGCUGUGCAUUGGGGUCAGCGCU